GGUGUUUUGACACAACACCUCAACCUUUUGUAACCGUCCCGUCACCUUUCCUCCCCUUAUUUUUCAUUUUGGAGCUCUAAAUACUCCAUACCACUAGACAUCACUACUACGAGGCACUCUGAAGAUCGGCUGACCCGAAAGGAACACAGCAUCAACCUACCAGUUUUCUGUCCCACGCCCGGCCAAGAUGCCUAUGCUCAAGGACCCCUCCAAGAAGUACAAGAAGUUCCCUCCCAUCAACCUCCCGGACCGGCAAUGGCCGAACAAGACUAUCGACAAAGCUCCGCGAUGGCUGGCCACAGACCUUCGAGACGGUAACCAAAGCUUGGUUAACCCUAUGAACGGGGACCAGAAGUGGAAAUACUUUGACUUGCUGUGCAGGCUCGGCUACAAAGAGAUUGAAGUGUCAUUUCCCUCGGCGUCGCAAACCGACUUCGACUUCACCAGGCGCCUGAUUGAGACCCCUGGAGCGGUACCCGACGACGUAUGGCUCCAGGUUCUGUCUCCCUGCAGAGAAGACCUCAUCCGGCGCACGGUCGAGUCUCUGAAGGGGGCCAAGAAGGCCAUCGUCCACAUUUACCUGGCCACCAGCGAGUGCUUCCGGAGAAUUGUCUUUAAUUUCUCGGAGGAUCAGAGUGUUGAACUGGCCAGGCGGUGCACAGCACUGGUACGAUCCCUGACCAAGGACGACCCCUCCCAGUCGGGAACCGAAUGGGCUUUUGAGUUCAGUCCGGAAACAUUUUCCGACACAAGCCCAGAAUUCGUUGUGAGGAUCUGCGAGGCGGUAAAGGAGGCUUGGGAGCCCAGUGUGGAGAACCCCAUCAUAUUUAACCUCCCUGCGACCGUGGAAAUGUCCACUCCCAACGUCUACGCGGACCAGAUCGAGUACUUCUGCCGGAACAUCACUGAGCGCGAAAAGAUCUGCGUCUCCCUGCACCCCCACAACGACCGAGGCUGUGCCGUGGCGGCUGCCGAGCUGGCCCAGAUGGCGGGCGCCGACAGAGUGGAGGGAUGCCUCUUUGGCAACGGCGAGCGGACCGGCAACGUGGAUCUCGUGACCCUGGCCUUGAACCUCUAUACCCAAGGCGUCUCGCCCAAUAUCGACUUCUCCGACCUGAACGAGGUCAUCAAGACAGUAGAGGAGUGCAACAAGAUCGGGGUGCACCCUCGUGCGCCGUACGGCGGAUCUCUCGUGGUUUGCGCCUUUAGCGGAUCACAUCAGGACGCCAUCAAGAAGGGGUUUCAGGCGCGCGAAAAGGAGGGCAAGGAGUACGACGACUAUUGGCAGAUCCCCUACCUACCUCUCGACCCCAAGGACAUCGGCAGGGACUACCAGGCUGUUAUCCGUGUCAAUUCGCAAAGCGGCAAGGGCGGGGCCGCCUGGGUCAUCCAGCAGCACCUGCACCUUGACCUGCCGCGUGGCCUCCAGGUUGCAUUCGCAAACGUGGUCCAGGAUAUGGCAGAGAAGAUGGGGCGGGAGCUUCUCCCAACCGAGAUCACGGACCUGUUCCAGUCCACCUACUCGCUGACCCAAAACCCACGCUACAGCAUCGUCGAUUACAGUGUAACACCCGACCGAUCCAGUUCGCCAGCACCCCCUGAACCGGGUAAAACCCAGAACACGACGAACCUUCGGAAGCUGUUCACGGGUGUUAUCUCGAUUGACGGUGUCGAGUACAAGCUCAGCGGUCGUGGCAACGGCCCAAUCUCCAGCCUGGCCAACGCCCUCCGGUCGGUUGGCAUCGAUCUCGAUGUCCAGGACUACAAGGAGCAUGCCGUUGGCCGAGGCCGUGAUGUCAAGGCGGCCACGUACAUUGAGUGUACGGCCGCCGGAUCCAAGGAGAAGGUCUGGGGUGUGGGCAUCCAUGAAGAUGUUAUUCUGAGCUCCCUAAAUGCACUUCUCAGCGCUGCCAGCAACUUCUCCCCGAGUCGGCAAGGAACACCCCAGAUUUCUAAAGCGACCGUCGACGGCACCAACGGGGUUGCGGAAGCAACCGACAUCAUAAACGUUCUCGAGGAGAAAGCGGACGAAAUGUAACCUGGGUGUGCUCUAUAUCGGCGAGCUUUGCAUGGGAUUUAACUGGCAGAAGAAUUGCUCAUUCUUGAACAUUUGAAAACUGGGAAGACCAAAAUAAGUCGCAUCACAAAAGUUAGUUGUUGAUUUUGUCUGAUACCAAACAUCCAUGGAUCACCUCGAGUCGCCUCGAUAGCUCAUUCAGGGUGAUUUGUUUGUUGACAAGAGCGUGGACAAACUGGGGACGAAGUGGAUGAGGGGGAGUAUGGGGUUAGGGUUAACCCGCCUAUGACAUUGAGAAUCACAUGGAACAAUGUACCGGCCUACUUCGUUCGGCUAAUUCACAUCGUUUGAGCUCAACCGGGGCCUACUUGUUGUGCCGGCCUUGCCCUUUACCGCUCUUGCUCAUUCACAUCCCGGACAGUGAAGGCCUGUAGAUGGGUUGAAACGGUGAUGGUCAAACGAACGAGGUGCGAGUUUGGUUGGUUCCGUUUGCUGGGCCAACU
Molecule: messenger RNA, 2520 nt
Organism: Parathielavia appendiculata
Lineage: Eukaryota; Fungi; Ascomycota; Sordariomycetes; Sordariales; Chaetomiaceae
Product: 2-isopropylmalate synthase
Exons: 5
Coding region: 188-2038 (616 amino acids)
Biological process (GO): L-leucine biosynthetic process
Cellular component (GO): mitochondrion
Molecular function (GO): 2-isopropylmalate synthase activity
Source: RefSeq, a predicted model, not a curated record